This is a messenger RNA of Galdieria sulphuraria, 1976 nucleotides long. Its product is annotated as SNARE associated Golgi protein isoform 2. The record is from RefSeq and is a predicted model, not a curated record. Gene Ontology annotation, cellular component: membrane. The transcript has 5 exons. Bases 43 to 1389 code for a protein of 448 amino acids. Lineage: Eukaryota; Rhodophyta; Bangiophyceae; Galdieriales; Galdieriaceae.
UUGCUUUUUGGAACAUUUUCUCCCUCCCAAAAAGCCAAAUAUAUGAAAAGAGAAUACCGUUGUUGUUUUUCAUUGAUAGGAGUUGUAUAUCAACUCACUAGUAGAAGAUAUUACAGGAAUUGUUGCAACAGACAACCUAUUUGUUGUUAUAGUCACAAAGGUAGUUUUGUGUCUGUUGCAAAGAAAAAUCUCCGAGUAGUUACUCCUCAACUUGUUUGUCGGACAGAAGAGAGACCUUCUUCUCAACAAGUAUCCAACUCGAAUAAGAAAUAUACAACGAAAAGCAUCACCAAAGGAAUAGCUGUCCUGUUAUUAUUGUUAUUAUUUUUGGUAUAUGUUCACAAUAAUUGGCCUAUAUUAUCGAGAUUGGAUAUGAAAAGUAGUUUGCAAUGGAUUCAGUCACUUGAUUUACCUUUACGUUUCGUUAUUUUCUUUGGAGUACAUACCAUAGCUGUUGUUGGUUGUUUUCCUGGUACGGUUGCUAUAGAAAUGGCAGCUGGAUUAUCCAUGAAUCUGUAUUAUGGACUUGCUUGUAUGUAUACUUCCAAAUUAUUGGCAGCUAUGGUAUCCUUUUUAUUAGCCAAAAGUAUUUUAUAUCGUUGGACUCAAAAGAGACUUGAACAAUAUCCACAAGCAAAGAAAUGGAUGGAUGCUAUAGCUCAACAAGGCUGGAAACUGGCAUUGUUUUCUAGGUUAUCGCCUAUUCCAUCUUUUAUCAAUAACUAUUUGAUUGCACUGUCGCCCAUCUCCUUUCAUGAUUAUAUGAUAGCCACCAUUGUAGGUAUUAUUCCCUUUCUAUUUCAAGUAGUAGCGUUGGGUGCUGGUAUACAAGAAAUGAGACAACAACUUUCAUGGAUAACUUUAUCCAAAUACAUAGCAAUUAUUUUAGGAAUAAUAGGGUUAGGUUAUUAUACCAAGAAAAUGUUUCAUUCCAUGAAGGACAAUAUGGCUUUCACACUUGGAUCGAUUUUAUUGGCCACUUUAUUAACUGCCAACGCUUUAGCUAUCUUAAAUGAAGAACGCUUUUUAUCUAAAGUGGAUUGGAGUUAUGAACAAACUCGAGUGGACCCUAGUGGUAUAAAGGCACAAAUAAGUCGACUCUUAUAUGCCUUUCGUGUGAUUAUGAGAGGUAUGGGGUACAAUCAAAAACACUUGUAUUUACUUGCAGCAACUAGUUCCUUUGAUCGUUCUCAAUAUUUUAACUAUACUGGUGUUGUUGGUUAUAGGUUGAAUUUUCAGAAAUCAACGUUGGCAACUCUCGCUAUGAAAAUAACUUUCCAGAUAGGAUCCACAAACCGCUUAUAUCUUCAUCCAGACAAUAAAAACUCACAAUAUUGCAUAUCAGAACAAGCAGCCAUAUCUUCCCAACCCUGCAAAAGAUAUUUGUGAGAAUAUUCAGUGUGAAUAAGUCCACGUUGAGACUUGAUUAUUAUACAUAGAGCGCUAGCGCAACUUGGGCGGUUCUCUAUUCUCAACAAUAUCGACUUCCAUACAGGCAAAGAAUUUGUGAAACUGGAGUUUAUGUUCUCUUCAUAAAUUAUGCUUUUUCAAUUCAAUUCUUAUACAUUAUACGCAACUUGAACGAUUUUCAUAAAGUUAACUGUAACUUCGAACGCUUCAACGAUGCCUUUAUCCACUGAAUAACUGAAAGUUCCAAUCAAGCACAAUCAGAUCGCUGGUACUGAUAGUGUUACAAAAGUUCACAGUUGAAGUUCAGAGGCUAUCCAAUGAGUCUCCUUUGAGGAACCAAAUAUGGAAUUAGAAGAAACGAACGGGUCCUUUUCAAGGUUUAUACCUUCCUAUGUCAACUACAAUGCCAUACACACUGCUAUGGUUGGUUUGUAAAUGGUAACAUGGGUGGCGUAACCCGUUUUUUAAUCACCUUGUGCAAAGAAUUCUCUCCGAGAUGCAAGUUCGAUGUCUUUAUACAGACAACAAUUGGCAUAUCCAUCCUUUAAGGAGUUUUGUUUGGUUUG